AUGUUUACCGUAGUGACCCGUCAGCCUUGUGAGCAAGCAGGCUUCAGGGCCCUCUCCCGGACUCCAGCCAUUGUCACCUUGGUGGUCUUGCUUGUGAGCAUCGUGGUGCUUGUGACACUCACACUCAUCCAGAUCCGCCACCCUCAGGUCCUCCCUCCCGGGCUGAAGUACGGGAUCGUGCUGGAUGCCGGCUCUUCCAGAACCACCAUCUACGUCUAUCAGUGGCCAGCAGAGAAGGAGAAUAACACAGGAGUGGUCAGCCAGACCUUCAAAUGCAGCGUGAAAGGCUCUGGAAUCUCCAGCUAUGAGAAUAAUCCCCAGGAGGCCCCCAAGGCCUUUGAUGACUGUAUGCUAAAGGUCAAGGAGCAGGUACCAGAGUACCUCCAUGGGUCCACCCGCAUUUACCUGGGAGCCACGGCCGGGAUGCGCUUGCUGAGGUUGCAGAAUGAGACAGCAGCUCACGAAGUCCUUGAGAGCAUCCAAAGCUACUUCGAGUCCCAGCCUUUUGAUUUUAGGGGUGCUCAAAUCAUUUCUGGGCAAGAGGAAGGGGUGUAUGGAUGGAUUACAGCCAACUAUAUAAUGGGAAACUUCCUGGAGAAGAACCUGUGGCACAUGUGGGUUCACCCACACGGAGUAGACACCACGGGAGCCCUGGAUUUGGGCGGCGCCUCCACCCAGAUAUCCUUUGUGUCAGGAGAGAAGAUGGAGCUGAACGCCAGCGACACAGUGCAGGUGUCCUUGUACGGCUACACGUACACGCUCUACACACACAGUUUCCAGUGUUACGGCCGCAAUGAAGCAGAGAAGAAGUUCCUGGCGAUGCUUCUGCAGAGCUCUCCCACUGAAACCAACAUCAGCAACCCCUGCUACCCACGGGGUUACAGCACCUCCUUUGACUUGGGCCACGUGUUCGGCAGCCUGUGCACCGAGAAGCAGAGGCCGGACAAGUACAACCCCUAUGAUAUUGUCACCUUCACGGGAACUGGAGACCCAUGGCUGUGCAGGGAGAAGGUGGCAUCUGUGUUUGACUUCAAAGCGUGCCAGGAGCAAGAUGCUUGUUCCUUUGAUGGCAUUUAUCAGCCCAAGGUUCAAGGGCCAUUUGUGGCAUUUGCAGGGUUCUAUUACACAGCCAGCGCACUAAACCUCUCCGGAAGCUUCUCCCUUAUGUCCUUCAACAGCAGCAGCUGGGACUUCUGCAGACUCGCCUGGAUCGAGCUCCCAUCCCUGCUCCCCAGAUUUGAUGAGGUGUAUGCUCGGUCCUACUGCUUCUCAGCCCACUAUAUCUACCACCUGCUCGUGAACGGAUACAAAUUCACGGAGGAGACUUGGCCUCAGAUACGUUUUGAGAAGGAAGUGGGGAACAGCAGCAUCUCCUGGUCCCUAGGAUACAUGCUCAGCCUGACCAACCAGAUCCCAGCUGGAAGUACCCUGAUCCGGCUGCCGAUUCAGCCCCCUGUCUUUAUGGGCAUUCUGGCUUUCUUCACAGCUAUCGCCUUGCUGUGCCUGGCGUUUCUUCUGUAUCUGUGUUUAGCAUUCAGGACAAAGGGACGCUCUGAGAAUGCCUUCGAACAAGCAGUGGAUUCGGAUUGA
Messenger RNA from Arvicola amphibius (Eurasian water vole), 1590 nucleotides. RefSeq names its product ectonucleoside triphosphate diphosphohydrolase 3 (gene Entpd3). Lineage: Eukaryota; Metazoa; Chordata; Mammalia; Rodentia; Cricetidae. The record is from RefSeq and is a predicted model, not a curated record. Gene Ontology annotation, biological process: nucleoside diphosphate catabolic process. The transcript is spliced from 10 exons. Gene Ontology annotation, molecular function: GDP phosphatase activity; UDP phosphatase activity. Gene Ontology annotation, cellular component: plasma membrane. Bases 1 to 1590 code for a protein of 529 amino acids.